Molecule: messenger RNA, 3301 nt
Organism: Arabidopsis arenosa
Lineage: Eukaryota; Viridiplantae; Streptophyta; Magnoliopsida; Brassicales; Brassicaceae
Source: the annotation of a GenBank genome assembly
CUGUAUUUUCCUUUCGAUUCCCGGAAAAUGUCACUAGGUUCUGCUUUCUAGCUUGCGUUUUCUCGGGAAUCUGAAGUUUUUUUUUUUUGUUUUUUGUGUUGAAUCGCUGGAAAAAAUCUGAUGGAAGCAGCUUCAAGUUUCUUGUGUAGAAGUAUUCGGAUUCCGUCGACUACAACGGCGACGGCGGCGUUUACGUUUACUCGACCGUCGGUGAAUUACGUUUGUGUGGUCUCCGAUAAGAGAGAUGGUGGAGUUCGUGUUUUCCCGACGCGGAAGGUCUUUUGCAGCGGCGUUAAUGGCGGUUCUAGUUCCAGUGCUACUAAGAAGAAGCCUCGAAGGAAAAGUAAUGUUUCCGAUAAACUUAGGUCUAAGAAAAUUGAGAAGAGGAAUGAUAAUUUUGAAUCUGUGAGUUUAAGUAGUGAAAUUGUUGUUGAGGAGGUUAAGGAGGAAGAUGAGAAACCGAAGAGCGAUAAAGAAUUGAGUCUUCGUGCUUUGAAUCAAAAUGGUGAUCCAUUAGGGCGGAGAGAUUUAGGGAGGAAUGUAGUGAAGUGGAUUAGUCAGGCUAUGAAGGCGAUGGCUUCGGAUUUCGCUAAUGCGGAGGUUCAGGGGGAGUUUUCGGAGUUGAGGCAGAACGUUGGAUCUGGAUUGACGUUUGUGAUUCAGGCUCAGCCGUAUCUCAAUGCUAUUCCUAUGCCAUUAGGUUCUGAAGUCAUUUGUUUGAAGGCUUGUACCCAUUAUCCUACCUUGUUUGAUCAUUUCCAGAGAGAGUUGCGUGAUGUUCUUCAAGACCUGGAGCGGAAGAAUAUAAUGGAGAAUUGGAAGGAGACUGAGUCUUGGAAGCUGCUCAAGGAGAUAGCUAAUUCAGCUCAGCAUCGGGAGGUUGCUCGCAAAGCUGCUCAAGCAAAGCCUGUUCAAGGAGUGUUUGGAAUGGACUCAGAGAAGGUGAAAGCUAUACAGGCAAGGAUUGAUGAGUUCACCAGCCAGAUGUCGCAGUUACUUCAAGUGGAACGAGAUACAGAACUGGAAGUUACACAGGAAGAACUAGAUGUUAUCCCUACUCCAGAUGAGAGCUCUGAUUCUUCAAAACCGAUUGAGUUCUUGGUUAGGCACGGUGAUGCUCCACAGGAACUUUGUGAUACAAUUUGCAAUUUGUAUGCAGUUAGUACCUCCACAGGGCUCGGAGGUAUGCACUUGGUGUUGUUUAAGGUUGGGGGAAACCACCGUCUUCCUCCUACUACACUUUCCCCUGGUGACAUGGUUUGCAUAAGAGUUUGUGACAGUAGGGGUGCUGGAGCAACUGCCUGUACGCAGGGCUUUGUUCACAACCUUGGAGAAGAUGGGUGUAGCAUUGGUGUGGCUCUAGAAUCUCGUCAUGGAGAUCCUACUUUUUCCAAGCUCUUUGGAAAGAGUGUGAGAAUUGAUCGUAUUCAUGGGUUGGCCGAUGCCCUAACUUACGAGCGUAACUGCGAAGCCCUAAUGCUUCUGCAGAAGAAUGGUCUGCAGAAGAAAAAUCCAUCAAUAUCUGUUGUGGCGACUUUAUUUGGGGAUGGGGAAGAUAUAACAUGGCUGGAGCAAAAUGAUUAUGUAGACUGGAGUGAAGCAGAGUUGAGUGAUGAGCCAGUGAGUAAGUUAUUUGAUUCUUCCCAAAGGAGAGCCAUAGCUCUUGGAGUAAACAAAAAAAGACCUGUAAUGAUAGUUCAAGGACCUCCUGGCACGGGAAAGACUGGAAUGCUUAAGGAGGUCAUUACCCUUGCUGUUCAGCAGGGGGAAAGAGUACUUGUAACAGCACCUACUAAUGCAGCUGUUGAUAAUAUGGUCGAGAAGCUCUUGCAUCUUGGACUAAACAUUGUCCGAGUAGGAAAUCCUGCAAGAAUAUCAUCUGCCGUUGCUUCAAAGUCUUUGGGGGAAAUUGUGAACUCUAAGCUUGCAAGCUUCCGAGCAGAGUUGGAAAGGAAGAAGUCAGAUUUAAGAAAAGACCUUCGGCAAUGCCUGAGGGAUGAUGUUCUUGCAGCUGGCAUUCGGCAGCUCUUGAAACAGCUUGGAAAGACGCUGAAGAAGAAGGAAAAGGAGACCGUGAAGGAAAUACUAUCAAAUGCACAGGUUGUUUUUGCCACUAACAUUGGAGCAGCUGAUCCUUUGAUUAGGAGGCUAGAAACAUUUGAUUUGGUUGUUAUAGAUGAAGCUGGUCAGUCUAUCGAGCCUUCAUGCUGGAUCCCAAUAUUGCAAGGGAAACGUUGUAUUCUUUCCGGUGAUCCAUGCCAAUUAGCACCUGUUGUUCUAUCUCAUAAAGCUUUAGAAGGUGGGCUUGGUGUAUCCUUACUGGAAAGAGCUGCAUCUUUACAUGAUGGAGUUCUUGCGACAAAACUAACAACUCAGUAUCGUAUGAAUGAUGUAAUCGCUGGUUGGGCAUCAAAGGAGAUGUAUGGUGGAUGGUUGAAAUCUGCUCCAAGUGUGGCCUCUCAUCUGCUUAUCGAUUCUCCGUUUGUGAAGCCUACUUGGAUAACACAAUGCCCACUGGUUCUGCUUGACACAAGAAUGCCAUAUGGGAGUUUAUCAAUGGGCUGCGAGGAGCGUCUUGAUCCAGCUGGUACAGGCUCAUUAUACAAUGAAGGAGAAGCAGAUAUUGUGGUUAAUCACGUCAUUUCUUUGAUAUAUGCAGGUGUUAGUCCAAUGGCUAUUGCUGUUCAAUCCCCAUAUGUUGCUCAGGUUCAACUUCUCAGAGAAAGGCUGGAUGAUUUUCCAGUGGCUGAUGGAGUUGAGGUCGCAACCAUUGACAGCUUUCAAGGGCGGGAGGCUGAUGCUGUGAUCAUCUCAAUGGUACGGUCAAACAACCUAGGUGCAGUGGGAUUCCUAGGGGAUAGCAGACGGAUGAACGUAGCCAUAACAAGAGCCCGGAAGCACGUGGCAGUGGUAUGCGAUAGCUCCACAAUCUGCCACAACACGUUCCUUGCAAGACUGUUGCGUCACAUACGCUAUUUCGGGAGAGUAAAGCAUGCAGACCCUGGUAGCUUGGGAGGGUCAGGACUAGGCUUGGACCCAAUGUUGCCUUACCUUGGCUAAAACCGCUGUAAGUACUACAAAAACCAUAAUAUUCUUCUUACUCUCUCUCUCUCUCCCUCUCUGUAAGAAACAGUUUCCAUAGCGAAUUGUCGUUGUACAGAAAAAGAUCUGUUUCAAUUGUUACCACAGAAAAUAGCCUCUGUAUAUGAUGAUGACAAGAUAAUUCAUGUAUAUUUUUACAAUUGGUUUCUGAGGUUGAAUUGUCCAAAAGUUAAAAGUCUAAUCAACGUACUUUUUGUUA